Molecule: messenger RNA, 11241 nt
Organism: Dermacentor andersoni
Lineage: Eukaryota; Metazoa; Arthropoda; Arachnida; Ixodida; Ixodidae
Gene: Rab3
Product: RAS oncogene family member Rab3
Molecular function (GO): GTPase activity; GTP binding
Source: RefSeq, a predicted model, not a curated record
CGUCGGUCCGGCUUCGGUCGACGCGGUUGUUGGUGGUUGGUCGUGGUGUAUCUAAGCGGCGCUCCGCCGAGCCGCCUGCUGAUUACCUCCCCGCACCGAUUUUCUUCGGCGCCGGCGAAGCGGCUGCGGUGUGUUAGUAGCGGCAAACCAGCGCGUUCGGGUUUCGGGCCCGCAGCCUACAGCGGACGCAGUGUGCAUCAAACGGGAAGAGAAAGAAAGGGGAAGUUUGUGUGCCGCUCGGCCGAUCGUCAAGCUCCUCUCUCUCGUGUACGGCGUCUUCUUCGUCUGCGAAGCGUGAACGUUGCCGUGUCGCCCGCCGUCCCAGCGCCGGGGCUGCCCAAGAAAAAGGCCUCGCCGGCGACGCAUCGGUCCGUCGUCGCCAAGUGGUGCUGCCGCCGCCGCUGCUGCUGCUGGAAUCGGGGUAACACAACACGUUCGGGCGUCGAUCGAUAGUUGAAGAUGGCGGGAACGCAGGACCAAAAGUGGCAAAAGGAUGCAGUGGACCAGAACUUUGAUUACAUGUUCAAAAUCCUCAUUAUUGGAAACAGCAGUGUUGGCAAAACAUCAUUCCUAUUCCGCUACGCAGACGACUCCUUUACGUCAGCCUUUGUCUCCACAGUAGGCAUAGACUUCAAAGUCAAGACGGUCUUCCGACAUGACAAGAGGGUCAAGCUCCAAAUUUGGGACACAGCUGGCCAGGAGCGCUACCGAACAAUCACAACGGCCUACUACCGUGGGGCUAUGGGUUUCAUCCUAAUGUAUGAUGUUACUAACGAAGAGUCUUUCAACAGUGUCCAAGACUGGGUGACGCAGAUCAAGACAUACUCGUGGGACAACGCCCAAGUUAUCUUGGUAGGCAACAAGUGUGACAUGGAAGACGAGAGAGUGGUGAGCGCCGAGCGCGGUCGACAGCUGGCCGACCAACUCGGACUGGAGUUCUUUGAGACGUCGGCCAAAGAAAAUGUCAAUGUCAAGGCCGUCUUCGAGCGCCUCGUCGACAUCAUCUGCGACAAGAUGUCCGAGAGCCUCGACUCAGACCCCGCGCUCCUGGCGGGCGGCGGCGCCAAGGGCACGCACCUCACCGACAACCCCGCCGCACCUCCGAAUGCCUCCUGCCAGUGCUAGAGCUCCUUCCUCCUGUUCCUCCUCGCCCCUGUCCCCUCCGGUCAGCCUCUGCCCAUCAAGCCGCUGGUUGAGGCCACGCGGCACUUGGCUUGCUCGCACCAGACUGGUGCUGGGGCUGUGUUCUCGGUCGAUCACUUUCAGCGAUACCUUCACUUUCGUGCAGUGUAGCAUCCAGCCCAGUGCCUAAAAAAACAAAUGGUGAAUUCUGCGUUUCAUUUUGGAGCAGCUUUCUGUUGCAUUUACAUGUGAGAAAGCUCAUUCCCUCUUGUUGAUUUAGUGCAGGUUUACUUUCUUUCUUGCAGAAUUGAGGGUUUAAUCAACUUAACCUAACGGUAAAGCAACAGGACAUGACACUAACACAAGGAAGCAGGACUGCAUGUGUGAAGUAGUCUAGCUGGCAUUUAUUGCAUUGUUUAGUUUUCUUGUUUCACUGGUAGUGUGAGGACGGGUGAAGUUUACCAGCUAGCCCUCUUCCAAGCCUCAUUAAGCCCAUUGUUCGGGGCGGUGCAUGUAAUAUGCAAGCUUGCACCAAAUCAACAGAAUGACCAUAAUUUCCUAAAUUUGGAGCAAUUAAUUGCUGCUCUGUCACUGUAGCGGAAGGCAUUACCCAAGAUCACAGUGUUUUUGCCACCUUCUACCUGAUGGCAACGAGACGUGACUGUUACGCUGAGAGAAAACAUAACCGCGCCUCUAAUUUUCACAGUGAGCAAAUGCCCUUGUCACACUUAACGCAGGUCCUGUGUGCUUUCGGUCCAUGUCUCAAAUCUCCUCGCCAUGGCACAAGACAGUCUUCAAUCAAUGAAAGUACUGUCAGCUGUUCGCGGCCUAUGGGUGCAUUCACACCGGCAAUGGACAGAGGUGGCACGACUGACCGAGAAUGGCGAGCGACAAGUGACUCAAGGCAGCCGAUGUUCACACUGGCAGGUGCAGCCGGCCCUUCGCUACACUGAAAAGGUUGAUGUCAUUCACGUCUGCUCACUCCGCCUUUGCCACGUAAAAUAAGCAGACGUUCUGCUCUUGUAUCGCUGAUUGGUUCAGUAGGUUUGCAACUGCAGUUGUGUGACUGAAUAAUCAAGCAGGGAGUGACUGACCAAAAGCAGUCGCUCUUUGAUCAAAGCAACCAUUGGCAACCAACUUGGUUACACUACCUCUGCGAGUAGCCAGUGUGAAUGGGCCCCGUGACAUGUAGCUGCUGAAGUUUGUGCAGACCGCCCCAGAUAUUUUUGUCAUGUGAGCUUCUGCUUGUUUGACUAAUCAACAGCUGCUGAAAAUGGAAUGCCCAUAACAGACCAUUCCAGAACACAAUCCUUGAGUACAUCUUCUGUUCUGUGUUCCACUGCAGUGCCCUCUGCGUUGGCAUUAUACCUGCGUGCAAAUCAGUACCGCACGGCGAAUGGUUGAACACACCUGAGAGGUGUGAGGCCAGCAACAUUUUAAAUUCUUUCAACGAGAAACUGCACGCAGCUGGCAAAGCAAAGAGCUUGGCACAGAGGGUGCUACUAACUGCUGCACUGUCCAAAGCGAGGGGAGCCGAGUGCCGUACAGCCAGAGUCGUCUGAUAACAGCGCAGGCAGAUUGGAGGAGCCCUGAUCCCUAGUGUCCCCACCCCCCUCAGUACUAAGCGAGCGCUGCUCCCUUGCUGUUGUUGUUGCUGCUGUGACCGCUGCCAGCUUGACUGCCGCUAAGAAGAGCAAAGGCUGCGCCUGGGUGACUGCUGAACUGUGCGGGUGUACACAUUACGUCGGGGUAGCCCUGACGGCGGAGGCUAAGCGUCCUGCUUUGAUUUCCAAAUGCCAAUAAGCUGGUGUCGAACAGAGCCGACAUUCUCGUCUGUCCACUUCCGGGGAUGAAACCCUGUUGCAUGAUUUCGCGCAGCAUUGGACACGUUUGCGACAUGUACGAGCAACAGUGUUUCAGCAAAACAGGAAAGGAAAGUGGGCCAGUUUGGUAUAGGUUGACCAAAUUUAACUGUAGCGCAAAAAGACACGGCAAGUAGAAGGAGGAGACGUGUGUCUUUAUUUUUAAAAAUAAUUAUGCUCCUUGUUUUUGUGCUACAGUUAAAUAUGGCCAACAGCAUUCUUGGCAUUGUGCUUAAGACAACAUGCUCGGCAUUCCACCAGAUUUGCUAUCGCCUGUGGAUGCCAGUGUGCCUCAUGCUAGUCACACAAGAUCUAGAAAAAGUUACUGUACCUCCGAAACUGAAGAAGCGAAAAUGUCUCCCCGGGAUUAGGUCAUUUUUUAACUUUUAACAUUUAACGUUUUUGACCCACAUUCGUUGCAGAAAAGAAGUGCGUAACCAACAAGGAUGGUGAAAAUAGAAAAAAAAGAUAGGCACAGCACUUGUCCUUGUUUCUAUUUUUGACACCCUUGUUGCUUGCAUACCAUUAUUGCAAUGAAUAAUUUUAUUUGUCUACCGAUCAGGUACUUCUUACACUGUAAGCUACGAUGUGGCUUGCAGUGCACUCGCCAUGCCAAUGAGCUCAGGUCUAGCCUACACAUUAACUCUGCUCUCACUCCACUGCAAGCAGUUGUGUUCAUCUCAUAUCAAAUGUAAUGCUGACCUGCCAAGAAGUGGGCCAAGUGUAACAGGUGCCGGUUAAAUUUAUUAUCUAUACACUCCUGCAUUGAGUACAGUCUCGUUUGGGGUUUGUUGCUUUUGUGAAGUACAGAAUGGGCUCAUAUCACCACUUUCUAGCUACUUUAGUAAGGAAGGAUCUGUUAUCAUAGUAGGGCUGUUGCACUUCAAAAAAUUUUUUUUUCCCGAGGGUGUUUACUGGAGCACGCCUCUCCCAGUAUUGUCUGAGGCAGUAGGAUUCUAAUUGGUGGGCUCACCAGCUGAUAACAGAAACUUGACACUUCAUUGCUGUGGCCAGGCUUAGGUGCAUGAAAUAUCGAUGUGUCCGCACAAGCUUGGAAAAAUUUUACCUUGAAAUUUAGCAAAUAAAAUAUGCGUUGUUUCCACUUACCUUAAGAGGAAGCUUUAGCUCGAGGGCUCCUAUCUAAAUACAUGUAAAAGGAGAAUUCGUUUUUCUCGGCAACCACUGCACCAAAUUUGACGAGGUUUGUUGCAUUUAAAAGACAAACUUAAUAUCUAGUGACUGUUGGUUUCGAAUUUUUGAGUUAGUUCGUCAAUUUUUUAUUAAAAAUUGGCAAAAAUAAAAAAUUUUCAAAAAACAAAACUAUCAGGUUUACAACUCUGUAACUCAACCACGAAAAAUUAUAAUACAAUUCUGUGAAUUGCAUCUAAUAGUACAUCUAAAGCGGACAAAAUUGAUAUGUUACACAUGAAUAUAAAAAAAUUUAAUCAUAGGGAAAUACAACUUUUGCAAAACCGUUGUAAGCAACGUAACAAAUUCACGUAAGAUGUAGAAUGACAUAUUGAAUUUGUCCGCUUUGAAUGAUCUAAUGGAUGCCGUUUACAGAACCGCGAUAUCAGUUAUUUAAGCAGAGCUAUGAAUUUGUGAACUUCGUGCUUCUAUUUUUUUCAAACGGUCAAAUAUUUGAAAAUCGUUUUAAGAAAAUUCAAGCCCUAAAUCGAAAUUCUGCUUCCAACAGUCACUAGAAUUUAACUUUCUCUUUCAAAUGCAACAAAUUUCAUCAAAAUCGGUCCAGGGGUUAUCUCAUAAAAACGUUUUUGCGUUUUACAUGUAUUUGAAUAGGCCGCGUCGGAGUUGGGCCCGAGCUAAAGCUUCCUUUUAAGGACCGCAUUGAGUUGUACUUUUGAAGCACAAAAAGAAACGUAAACCAUGAAGCCAAAUCUGCUGUGAUAUUUCUCUCCUGCAAGUUGCCUUGUGCCUUCACAUUUCUUUUUUAAUGUCGGUGGGGAAUGUUCCUUAAUGCAGGCAUACGUAUUGCGUUGUUGAAACAACUGUCAUUUGCUCUUGUUUGUAAAUCAGUCAAUUCAGGACCCAAUUUGAAACACAAUAUGGCACUGUUUUCUUUUUCAUGAAAUCAAUCCACUCCUUGCUAUGAGAACAUAUUCAAUUCCCCAUGCUGAAAUAGUUUAUGUAAGCAGCGCAUGCCAGGUCAUACGCAUCUUUAAAAUCUAAACAAGCUGCAGAUUUCACUCCUUUAGCCUUCUCCCAACUGCCUUUUAUGUUUCAUUUCUUCCAGAGAAUUUUGUCAUGCUAGAGCAACGCUGCACAAUCAAAAUAGCACGCACUGCCAAUUAAGCUUUUGUAUUCUCAUCACAAUGAGAUUCAGGGAGAGAUAUUUUGAGCGCAGGAUUUUUUUUCCUUUUCUUCUUUUUUACAUUUCUGCUGUGUUCAUGAAACUUUUUGCACCCAUAGACAAUACUGUCUUUCAGGUUAUUACUCUUUUUUCCUCUUGUUGACCAUAAAUGGGGAAAAAUUACUCACUAUCAAGGUUAAAUGUGGAAAUGUUCUCUAUGCCCAAGCGACUGAGACCAUACCUUUAUUCUGAUAAAAUCAAGCGUAAACACAACUUGUUUGUGCUUCAAGUUCUGCCUUUCUAGUCUUGCAAAAAUGUGCUCAUCUGUGUGGAAAGCAAGGUUUGCAGUCCUUUCGGCCCUUGAAUGUGAAAUGGGCAUUUUCAAGGCCUUGAAAGCCUUUUAAGUUUCACAGAGUGCUCAAGAAUGCUUUAAUUUUGCUUUUGGUUAAGCUUAGAUCACAUUUUUAUAUUAUAAUUCCUGAGCAUUAUUUCAGGCCUCUACAGUUUAUUGUAAUAAAAGUAAAGUGCAAAGGAGCUUAUGCAGUUAUAUUUAGCUGUUCGUUAACGAAACCCAUAAUGGUAAAAAUUACUCAAGAGCAUUUUACUCUGACCCGCCACUAUGGUGUUGUGGCUACAGUGUUGUGCUGCCAAGCACGAGGUUGCGGCGUCAAAUCCCGGCUGCCGCAGCCACAUUGUGAUGGGGCCGAAAUGCAAAAACGCCGGUGUCCCAUCCAUUGGGGGCACGUUCAAGGUACCCUGGUGGUCAAAAUUAAUCCGGAGUCCCCCACUACGGCAUGCGUCAUAAUCAAAACGUGGUUUUGGCACGUAAAGCCCCAGAAUCCAUUCAGAAUGUUAGUGACAUGCCUCAUACUUGAACUGGGGCUUUGGGACGUUAAAUCUAGUCAAUUACCUAUGUCAGCUCUUAUAGAUGAAGAGCAUCUCAGCUGUUCUUGAGCAACAAAAUGACUGCAUACCUGCCGUAAUGACCUUGGGCCAUGUUCCCAAGCAUCUGUGCAUGAAAAAUGCUGAUGCUUGUUUUACUUGGCAUGCUGAUGUUUAGAAACUUACAAGUCAUCGUGACGUUUCACACAUACAGCCGGGGCUUGUUUGAACUUAUAUUAAUUUGGAACGAAGCGGGAUUUCGCACAUCUUGUAUAUUGCGUAGAGCCUUCAGCAGUUCAACCAGGCGCAGCAAAGCGCUUGAAAAACAGGAGAAAUCUUAAUAGUCUGAAGAAGUCAAACGGAGCCCUCUUGUUUUUUUUCUUUCUUGUUAACAUCAGGAAUAAGCCUGUCUGCCCAUUUCCCCCCGUUGUUAAAGUGUUCUAGAAGUGCGUGGGGAUCUAUUUCACCUGGUUUUUCAGAGGGCUCGAUUCAGGUGCAGCAAUUUUCUGCUGGCUGUUGAGUGAUCUUCUAGUUAUAUAGGUGCACUGAAAAGCAAACAAAAAUUCUUAAUCACUGAGAAUCUGGCCAGAGGUCAAAAGACAGCAGCAAGAAACAACUCUGCUUUAUCCAGAUGAUAGGUGGUGCACCUGUUCUCCAGACAACAUUUUUUUCUAAGUUAUGUAUUGAAGGAAAUUGGUGGCUGAUGCCGGUCAUUUUCAUAUCUGGUUUGUAGUUUCUCUACGAUGGUGGCAGAAGAUGGGACCUGUACUCUAAAUCAAUAACCUUUGGGAAUAUCACUUGAUUGGCUGAUAGCAUUGAUUGGUUGAUUCGGUGGAAGCACAUGGUACGGAAGGAAUGGCACACUCAGCAUUGUUUUUUACAUUGCGCAGUUCGUCGAGUGCAUUAACACAAAGUCCGUCUCUCAUGCGAGACGACAUGUUGAUCAUUGCGCCACGCAGACGUGAGGACGUCCCGAAAAGUGACAGGUCGAAAACACGGCCCCUGCUUGUGCCAUUGCAGAUGAUUCGCCAGAACAUUGCUGCAGUGUGAAUCGAGCCUCGCAAGGCCUCUGUUUGUGGCUGUUGCUGUGUGGUUGUCUGAUUUAUGAAAAAGGUGUGUGUUCUCCGUGUACGUCUCCGCUUGUUUACAAACACCCGCCUGCUCAUUGCCUUCUUGCAACGGAGCAAAGUGUGGUUGGUCCCUUUAUUUGGGCGCCAUACGUGUCCCCUGGCGCUGUGGCAGGAGAGACGAAGGCGCCUGUUGACAAUGAGUGUGACUUCUGUAAAUGCUGGUUGCCCGUGUAUAAAUGUGUACAUAUAUUCUCUUACGAGCAUUGUUCCCCACUGCAAUCUGUUUCCCCACUUACCUCCCUGUUCGUCCCCAACUCCCCUGGUGUUGUUAAUGAAAAGAUGGUGGCGAGAGAGACCAGAAGAGCCCUGCAAUAAGAAGCAAACAUACAUUCCAGAAAAAAAAAAGGGACACCCUUUCUUCUUGUUAGUUUAGGGCAGAGAUGUGAUAAAGUGUGGAAAAAGAAAAAGAUAGUCUCACAAUUUAUUUAUUUUUUUUUACUGUCGCCCUUUUGUUAGUGAUUAAGGGGACUUGCAUUUGUGAAGGCCGGACCUGUUGAUGUAUUGUUUUUCUUUCUCAAAGAAAGUGGCAGUUGCGUAUAAAUGCGUAGGAAGCAACCCCCGUUGGUCCUUCUUGACACCUUUCCUUUCUUUAACCGCAUGAUGAAUGUUUUGUACGAUGAUUGCAGACUUUCAAGUGUCAUGCUAGGUUUUCAUGUCUGAAGCCAGCGCUUGUAGGAAUUUGAUUAGGAAAGCUGGCCAUCAUAUUGUGCUAUGUACAUACCUGGGGUCAUGCUUGAGAGCUGUCACUUUUGGCGCUGGAAUACACAUCACUGCAGUGAGCAGCAUUCAUUUCUGCUGUCAAAGAAAUGUUUUUCCUGUCUGCCAGCCCCAGCAAUCACUGGCGUUACGUGACGUGGAAGUAUUGCUGACGCCGAGCAUACUACCCAAAAUUUCCUCCUUUCUUGUAACAGCUGCUUCCAGAGGUUAAAGCAGAAGACACACGGUACAGUUACACAUGAGAUCUGAUGUGCAACCUGUGGUGCCAAUAGGUUCCAGUAAGCAGAAAAUCUUUAGGCAACACAUGAUACAUCCCGUACAACAAAAGUGGCACUUCCAAAAGUGAUCAGUCUAGAGCUUGACCCCAAUUUGAAGCCAUGCCAAAGCUGUCUGCUGCUUUGAUAACUCCAUUGAAAUGCAAUCUUUCUUUUGUUAUGUUAGACAUCCUUGCUGGUGUGCUGCAGUGUGUGUUGACUGGAACACUUGGUAAACUUGUUCUGUGCAGUGAAUAAUUUGAAACCUAGUUGUCCGUAGUACAAUUGAAGAUGACCGCUAUCUGUUGUAAUAAGAGUGCUUAAGCGAAACUUGUGAGAUGCAAAAUGUUAUUGCACCGGAGCAUGUACAGUGGAUACAAGUAAAGCCCAGAAAUGAACAUUUCAUACUGUUCAUAAUUGGCACUGCAGGCUCUACUGACAGUUCUAGCUGUGAUUACAGUGGCAGUCGUUUUCGGUAUUGGCUCACAGGUUUUCUUUGCAUUGCUAAAUGUAUGCAAGGUGUGAAACAUCGAUGGAAAAUGGCACUUCUCGAUGGUACUCAAAGCAGACGACGCAAGCGUUCAUAUGCGUUGUCUGCCUAUUGUCCUGCCAAAAGUGCAGUUUUCUUUCAUUGCCUUUGAUAUGCACUCAACGAUUGAAAUUAGCUAUUGGGUUAUCCAGUCAUUUGAGCCAAAUCCUUCACUGAUUUGGCUCAAUACUGCACUGAAGCAACUUCUGGCUAUGCAUUCUGUGUGGGCUGUCCAUCAGUUAAUGCUGCACUUUUGUGUAGCGAGUACUGUCUAAGUAAUCGCUGUCUAAUUUUAGGCAUCCCUAAAAUUGUGAGCUUCUCAUAGUCGUUAUGACUUAGAUUCGCAGGGAUGGGCAGUCAACACACCAUGCAGCAUGCUGCCACAGUGUCUGCAACAUUGGUCAGCUGACACAGCAGUCUCAUAAAACUGAACCUAAUAUAACAGGAAUUAGUGUUUAUGCAUUGACUUGCCAUUACAAGCGUCUUAUGUUGCCAGCAAGCAUGUAUUGGUUGCUCUUCACAUACUUGCAUCUUUUAAAGUAGAAGGAAAAGGGACCCACUCACGAAGCCUGCAUUUAUAGUAUGCUUCUUUAUAUCUUUUGCAUGGUCAGCUCGUUCUGUUUUCUGUAAUUAAAACUAAUGAUGUUCUCUAAUUGUUGAAAAAUAGGAUGUCUGGAAUAUUUUAUGCAAGGAGAGUUUAAAAGAGAGGGAGCCACAACAUUGCAAAACAGUUGUGUGGGCACAAUUUCAGUGAUACAUCCCGAUUUUUCUCGGUUGUACCCUGUGUGUUAUACUGGCAUCUUUCACUGCUUUCCUCCUUUAUAUUUUGUGCGAUUACUUUAUAUUCUGUGUUGUUUGAUCAAAGCAUUUUUCCCUGUGCGACUUCUGCUGUGAACCUUUCUUCUUCCUCUCCUGAAGGUUUGCAUUAAUAAUUUUUUACCAAAGAAACAUUUGCAAUGCAUUUACGGUACCUUUUAUUUUUACUGCAUUUUGAUUUUUUGCAAGAGAAGUUGGUUGUAUGUUAACAAUUGGACCUCCAGAUCUUUCAGUGGCAUUCCAACAGUAGGCUGAUAAAAAAAACGGUCUUUUAUAACUCGUGAUCUCUUCUAGUCGUUGAAAAUCCCUCAACAGUGUACCAACUACAGUUUCAUCAGUCAGCACUGUGCUAGUCAUUUUUGCAAAUCCAGUGGAAUUUCAUUUAUAAUGACCCUUAUGUGGCUUCACAUCAAGCACUUCCAGAAUGCCAGUAUGUUCGUUUAGGGAUCCUGAUUUGGAGUUCAUUUCUCACCUGCAACACCUGAUACAAUGCUCUAAGCAGUUUGUGCUCGGAGACAAAAAAAAAAAGAAAAAAGAAAAAAAGAGACGGCACUGUCUAGUCCACUUGGCUUUGUGGCCUAUGAUAUAUUUCUGGAUAACAUAAAAGCAUGCAAGGAAAAUGUGUCUAGUAGUUUGCAAUUGCCUACACAUUUAAAUUUAAAGCGAGGAGACUAUAUAUAUUUGUGAAUUUAUCACUCACACCCACCACAAUACUUCUUAUUUUCUUCCCUUAUCUUAACAAGCGGACAGGUGUAGAAAAGUUUUUGGAGUGACAUACUAGCAUGAAUUGCAAUUUUCUAUUGUAUGCUUAAUAGGAAAUACAGCCGGCUUGCAUUUAUUCACACUCCAGAGGGCCAUAGACCUUUGUUUGAACUGUUCAAAAGGGUUUGGCACAAAACAGAAUUAUUGGUUGAUACAGGAACCCACAAACAAUCUGCAGUAACGAGCAACUGGCCACUGCUUGCUUUUGCGAUAGAGAAGGGAAAAAUAGAGUCAUUGGACAAGUGUAUUGAGAUAUCAGAACUAUGAACACAUGACCAGGUCAGUGAUGCCCACCAGUGUACAUGGCAAGUGUGAAUAUCAAAAUGUGCCAACCCUUUAACUAUUUACACCUUAGCAACAUCCCCUCAUAAGCCAGCUGUAGCUGCACUUCUGUGUCCUGGGAAGCAAAAGAGGUUGGUUCGAUCAACAACACUUUUUUAGUUGAAAAAUUUUUCAAGGUGGCAUUGGCGUAGCAGGUGAACCAAAAUCUUGAGAUUUGUUUGAACUAACAUAGCCACCAGAGUUCGAAUUAUUGCAAGUCUGCUGUAUUGGUUUGUCAGGAUUGUUGGCUAGAAGACAUUACAUUUCUUUAAAAGGUUAAGCCAUGUGUAUCUGCACAACUGUGGUCUGAAACAUAUGGAACCCGAGUCUUUCCAGUCAGUGCGAGCUCGCAGUAGUGGUUCCUUUGACGAUACCAUGUCUGGGUUUCAUGUGAUGUCGUAACCUUCGUGUGAAACGUUAAAAAAAAAAAGGUAUGCCUGCAAUGAUAGGAAUGUUGCUGUAACAAUGUGAACAACUCUGUGAAAGUACUACAAUAGGGGAGUGCAAUGUGAAGAAAUAAAGAAACAAGACUUAA